Malaya genurostris is the source of this 2142-nucleotide messenger RNA. RefSeq lists its product as uncharacterized. The transcript has a single exon. The record is from RefSeq and is a predicted model, not a curated record. Bases 1 to 2142 code for a protein of 713 amino acids. Gene Ontology annotation, biological process: proteolysis. Gene Ontology annotation, molecular function: aspartic-type endopeptidase activity. Lineage: Eukaryota; Metazoa; Arthropoda; Insecta; Diptera; Culicidae.
AUGCUCGAGGACAAUAACGGAAACAAUUCUCAACAAAUAGCGGCACUCGCCGCCGGAGUCACGGUAAAGCUACCGGAUUUCUGGAGACACGAUCCCGCGAUGUGGUUCGCCCGAGCGGAAGCACAGUUCGCCCUCGCUAAUGUUGUCCGCGAUCAUACCAAGUUUUACCACAUCAUCGCGAAAAUCGAUCAAACCGUUAUAUGCCACGUAGCGGAUUUGAUCACAAAUCCCCCCAACGAAAACAAAUACGAAGCGGUCAAAACGAGAUUAAUAUCUCGCUUUCAAAUUUCGGCACAGGCACGUUUGGAACGCCUUCUUGGAGGUUGCGAAUUAGGUGAUAUGCGACCGACACAUCUCCUAGCAAAAAUGCAGGAACUGGCUGCCGGAUUGAACGUCACGGACGAUCUGCUGAAAAUGUUUUUCCUGCAACGAAUGCCUUCGCACGUAAAAGCAAUUCUCGCCAUCAGCGAUGGAACGAUGUGGAAGCUCGCUGAAAUGGCUGACAAAAUGUUAGAAAACACCGGUUCGUCACAUAUCGUUGCAACUAGUAGCUGUUCGGAAGUCUCACCGAUAGCUGAUCUACAAGGUCAGAUCGCAACACUGACCGCGGAAAUUCAUCGACUUAAGUCAGAGCGCAGUACUUCCCGGAGCCGGUCUACCUCAAGAUCCAGUCGCAACGCUAACGACGACAUCUCUUGGUUCCACAGGAAAUUCGGUGGCCGAGCCCCUAAAUGCCGCGAUCCUUGCAGAUUCCAUUCAAAAAAACUAACGGCUCGUUCAUUCGAAACGGCGGAAGUGAACGCUAUGCCGGAAAGCCGCCGUAUACUUCUUUACGAUCGCACCUCAAAAACUAAAUAUUUAAUCGACACUGGCUCCGAUGUUUCCAUCAUUCCAGCCACCAGUAAGGACAGAAAACACGGUGCGGCUUCAUUUAAUUUACAUGCAGCCAACGGGUCCAAGAUCCACGUUUACGAUAAACGUUUUAUUACAACGGACUUGGGUCAAAGACGACGAUUCAACUGGCUUUUCUUGGUUGCGGAUGUAGGCGUACCGAUAAUCGGCGCAGAUUUUCUUGCUGCUUUCGGGAUUUUGGUAGACUUAAAAAACCGUCGCCUGAUUGACGGCCUCACCAAGCUGACUUCCACUGGCGGAUUAACCAACACACCGAUUCACAGUGUUACAGUUGUCGCAUCAGAUCAUCCUUUUCGCGAGCUACUUUCGGAAUUCAGAGAAGUCACGCUACCAACAUCAAUCCAAACAACGGUUCAAAACGACGUCACCCACCAUAUUCAAACGAAAGGUCCACCGGUAGCAACCAAGUGUCGACGAAUGGCACCUGAUAAGGUGGAUGCGGCUAAAUCAGAGUUUCAGGUAAUGAUGAAUCUGGGUAUUUGUCGGCCCUCCAGCAGCUGUUGGGCAAGCCCUUUGCAUUGCGUUCCCAAGAAAAAUGGGAAAUGGAGAUUUGUAGGGGAUUACCGGGCCUUAAAUAAAAUCACCGUACCAGACCGUUACCCCGUCCCUCACAUCCACGAUUUGUUAAACGAUUUUCAGGGAAAAUCCGUAUUCACUACCAUCGAUCUCGAGCGAGCACAUCAUCAAAUUCCGGUGGAGGAGGAAGACGUACCCAAAACCGCCGUCAUAACACCCUUCGGAUUGUACGAAUUCACUCGUAUGCAGUUCGGGCUCUGCAAUGCGAGCCAGACGUUUCAGCGAUUUAUGCAUAAGGUGUUCGGUGACAUGAAUUUCGUGAUAGUGUUCGUAGAUGACAUCUGCAUAGCAUCACGUUCAUUGGAGGAACAUUACAUGCAUGUACGAGCGGUAUUUGAAAGAUUGAAAUCCUUCGGUCUGGUUAUAAAUGUGGAGAAAUGUAGGUUUGCUGAAAAAUGCGUUCACUUCCUUGGUUAUGCGAUAAGUGCGGAAGGAAUUUCACCACUGGCAGAACGCUUAAAAGCGGUCACUCAGUUUGCAACUCCUUCCACCGUAAAAGAACUACGCCGAUUUCUCGCACUCAUUAAUUGCUACAAAAGAUUCAUCCCGCGUGCCACGGAUGUACAGCUAGAGUUGCGCCAGUUAAUUCCUGACAAUAAAAAGAACGACAACCGGAAGCUGAAAUGGUCGGAUGAAGCUGAAAAAAGCUUUUAA